AUGUCGGCAUCAACAACCGCUGCUCAACACAAUCAUGAUAACAACCAAAAUCCAGAAAUUCUGGCUGGAUAUAGAGAUGAGAGAGAACCAUGUCCGGUUGUUCCUCUUCGUUAUUCCUCUUUAAAUAUAUCGAUUGAGGAAAAGGCUAGGAUCAUACAACAAAUGCUCAAAUCGGAACAUACAUAUUGGAUCUUUAAGAGAAAAGUGAAAGCAGAAAUUGCAAAAUCAAAAUAUAGCCUUGAUGAUGUUAGAAAUAAUUUGUUCCAAUACUUGCCUUCGACGUCUCUACCUCCAUCGUUUGCUCCUACUAAAACGAAGAAUGAUCGGAAUAUCAUUCAACAAAUAUUGGAACAAGAGGAAUGGGAUGUUUCAUUGGAUAACGAAGUAUUUAGGUUCAAUCUUGAAGCGGAGAGAAACACAAGACUAAGGCAGAAAUAUACAGAUUCUGAAGGAACUGAGGAAGAAGAUACAGGUCUUGUAAUACCUCCUCUUCCCUACGAGGAGGAAAAAUUAUUAAUUGUACAAGAAGCUCAAGCGAAAGGAGCGAGCGAAAGCUCCACUAGCAACAUUUCUGAAAUUUUGGAUGAAUUAACUGGAAUGAAAAUUACAACAAAAAAACCUGACGAAAACUCAGAACCAGAAGGCCCUCUCAUUUCAUCUCUCUCUGUAAAACCAAGAUAUACUGGCCUCUUCGAUAGUAAAAAGAUGAUGGAAAUGUGUAUAAGUAUUAGCAACUCAAACGCAAGUGAGAUGCUAAUGAGUGCUGGGUGGGGACAAAUCAAAUUGGAAGUCAAAACACCCUCUACUAAGGAACUUCAAGUCAUGUUUCAAGAUUUGGAUCCUGAAAAUUGUCAGAUUGGACUUGACGAUUUUAUCGAUGAAAAAUUCGAAAUGGAUUACUUGGAGAAGACUAAAAGAUCGCAGAAAAAUAUUCGAAUGGCCUACGAAAUUGCAAAACGAGGCGUUCCAACCUCACUUCGGGCAAGUAUAUGGGGAAAAAUUCUUGAAGUUGAAAUGGAUGAAAAACACAAAGAAUAUUUUGAAUUACUACGUAAAGAUGUCAGGAAGAGAGAAUUCUUAAUUGACCACAUGGUACACAAUGAUGUGAAGAGAACAAUGGACGAUGAAAAUUAUUUUGUUUUUGAGGAUGUUGCUGACGAAAUGAUGAUUAUUUUCUCGAGGGAUCCGUAUGUGGCCAAUAAUAUGGAACACCCACCAAAAUUUAUUGUUGGCUUGGACGAUGCAGGAAUUUCUCAAAACGAGGAAGUUUAUCCUCCAAGUGGUGUUAUUCCAUUCGAAGGGUUGUCCAUGUUGGCUGCCCCAGUCUGUUAUCUCAGCAAUGAUACCAUGGAAGUGUAUUUUUUGUGGCGUAAUUUGUACACCAGACUUUUUUGCAAGCUCCAUACCAUUUCUUCAAAAUCUGAAGGACUUAUUUCACUCUGUAGAUUAUUUGAGGAUUUAUUACAAGAUAAGGAUCCACAACUAUUUUAUCAUUUACUUCAACUGAAGAUACAACCUCUAGAAAUUGCCUUCAAUUGGAUAUUUCAUGCGUUUGCUGGAUAUUUGGCAGUCGAUCAGCUGUUAUUACUUUGGGACCGAAUAUUAGGAUUCUCUAACCUGUACAUUCUUCCAAUACUUGCCGUUUCUAUAUUCCUUUUCAGGUCCAAAUAUUUGCUCAAGGUGACAUCCAAACAAGAAAUAUUAGACAUUUUCUCUGACUUUACCGUAGUUCAAGUCAUUCCCUUAUUACAGAUGUUUUUAUUUAGUUAG
Molecule: messenger RNA, 1770 nt
Organism: Naegleria lovaniensis
Lineage: Eukaryota; Heterolobosea; Eutetramitea; Acrasida; Naegleriidae
Exons: 4
Coding region: 1-1770 (589 amino acids)
Source: RefSeq, a predicted model, not a curated record